Molecule: messenger RNA, 1383 nt
Organism: Thunnus maccoyii (southern bluefin tuna)
Lineage: Eukaryota; Metazoa; Chordata; Actinopteri; Scombriformes; Scombridae
Product: histone H1-like
Exons: 1
Coding region: 68-673 (201 amino acids)
Biological process (GO): nucleosome assembly
Cellular component (GO): nucleosome
Molecular function (GO): DNA binding; structural constituent of chromatin
Source: RefSeq, a predicted model, not a curated record
CAGACUCUCCAACAGUCAACUCAGACUCUCCGUUUGUUUCGUGUCGGAUCUGAACUCAGAGGAAAUAAUGGCAGAAGUUGCUCCAGCUCCCGCCGCCGCCGCUCCGGCUAAAGUUGUGAAGAAGAAGGUUUCCAAGCCGAAGAAGACUGGCCCCAGCGUCAGCGAGCUGAUCGUGAAAACUGUGGCCGCAUCCAAGGAGCGGAGCGGCGUGUCUGCAGCCGCCCUGAAGAAGGCUCUGGCUGCCGGAGGCUACGAUGUGGAGAAGAACAAGGCCCGCGUCAAGACCGCCAUCAAGAGCCUGGUGGCCAAGGGGACUCUGGUCCAGACCAAGGGGACCGGUGCCUCCGGCUCGUUCAAGAUGAGCAAGAAGGUUGAGACCAAGGCCAAGAAGCCCGCAAAGAAAGCCGCUCCUAAAGCCAAGAAGUCCGCCAAGAGCCCCAAGAAACCUGCAGCUAAGAAGCCCAAGACAGCGGCAGCCAAGAAGACAGCAGCCGCUAAGAAAUCCCCCAAGAAGGUCAAGAAGCCCGCAGCGGCCAAGAAAGCAGCCAAGAGCCCCAAGAAGGCCGCCAAGAGCCCCAAGAAAGUGGUGAAAAAGGCUCCUGCAGCCAAGAAAGCUCCUGCUAAGAAGGUGGCCAAGCCCAAAGCCAAGAAGGCAGCACCCAAGAAGAAGUGAGCUGUCAUCAGUCUGAACAUGUGAACCUGAUCAAAGGCUCUUUUAAGAGCCACACAUCUCAUCUAAAGAGCAGCAUCCUAAUCAGAACAUAUUUUAUAAACUACAUUACUUGAUAAAAUUAAUUUGUUAAAUUAAUAUGGGUUAAAAUGGUGAGUGACUGCAGUUAUUAAGAUUUUAUCAACUCAUAGUCAUAAUCUGUUAAUUUAAUUCAGUGACAAAUAGUUUACUCUUCAUUUACUUAUAUAAAUGUCAGUCUUUAAAUCCAGUCUAAAGUGUCAACAUGUUCUGCACUGAGGAGCAUCAGAAACAAAAUAACUCAGGGUGACAUUGAACUGUAUGUAUAUUGUGAAAAUAAAUGUAUUGUGACAAUGAAAGUAUGAUUAAUAUGUUGGAUGAAGAUAACACCGUAACAACUGAAAUGGAGACAAAUCAAAAUGAUUUCCUCUUGAUGUGUUUUACAACUAUAUUUAAUUUUAUUAUGACUGCACAACUAUCCUCCUUUCUGAACCAUUGUUUGACCUAAACUAGCUUUUGCCAGUUUUUAAUCAGAAUUACUAUUUCAGAGUUGAGUGUCUCUUAAAGAGGCUAAGAGACUUUUUUGGAGCUGGUCAGCAAAUCUCCAGGUUAUUAAUUAUGAUUAAUGAUAAUUAGUAUAAGAACUACUUUACAGUGAUGUGUAUACAUUUCACAUAGGUUAGUAUAUAGACUAA